Messenger RNA from Macrosiphum euphorbiae (potato aphid), 297 nucleotides. The record is from the annotation of a GenBank genome assembly. NCBI's taxonomy places the organism in Eukaryota, Metazoa, Arthropoda, Insecta, Hemiptera, Aphididae.
AUGGCCAGAAAAGUUAAGGAAGUUAUCAUAAAUGAUUUUAAAAGUCGUAAAUAUUAUUCGAUUGACGUCGACUCUACACCAGAUAUAACACAUUCUGACCAACUUGCUUUUAUACUUCACUAUGCCAGUGAUAAAGGUGUACCGACAGAACGAUUUUUAGAAUUUAUACCAAAAGUUGGUCAUAAAUCAUUGGAAAUAGCUGAAUCAGUCAUUAUGACAAUCGACAAUUUAAAAUUAAAUAUAUCAGACUGUCGUGAAAAAUCAUAUGACACAGCUAAAAAUAUGUCAGGUUGUUAA